This is a messenger RNA of Xylaria bambusicola, 8617 nucleotides long. Its product is annotated as phosphatidylinositol 3. The coding region runs from base 219 to 8342 and encodes 2707 amino acids. Gene Ontology annotation, biological process: DNA repair. The transcript is spliced from 6 exons. Lineage: Eukaryota; Fungi; Ascomycota; Sordariomycetes; Xylariales; Xylariaceae. The record is from RefSeq and is a predicted model, not a curated record. Gene Ontology annotation, molecular function: protein serine/threonine kinase activity; protein binding.
AUGAUGGGCUAGUGUUACCAUUAGUCUCUGAUUAUACCAAGGCCCUUGCCACGCUCCUUGGGCAUGGGGCCAAUGUGGAAUCCCUGGCAACACAUAAAAGUGAUGGAUGGUUCACUUGUGUUGACUUUGUUGUCGAGAGCAUCUCUCAGUACUCAGAGGAUUCUGAUCGCGAUACGCGUAUUUCUCGUGCUUCUCCGGCCCCCUCGGUAGGGAUAUCAAUGACGCUCCCAGCAUUGACUUCAAGAACACGCAAUACACCUAAGCGCAACGGUUCCAAUGAUCGAUCAUCACGUGGCCACCUUGCAGCUCUCAUGGAAUGCUUAUUGUCUCUUGUUACCGCUCCAAAUGCACCCUUGCUCCAACGCACUAAAGAUAUAUCAUCUGUCGCGCUCCAGGUUCUUCAGCUUCGAUACCUCGGUCUAAGCCAACUUCAUCAGUUGGCAUUUGCCGUCAUCAACGCGAUACUAGUCAUAACUCAGACAGAUGAUACCACUCAUUCAAGCUCAUUAGCUGUCGAAUGCCUGCCACUCAUCAUAUAUUGGUGGCAAGCUAGAACUGCAUCUAAAUCCGACGCUUUGCUCAAUGUUGUUCGGGCAGAGAUGCUGAAGCUUCUAUAUAGUAUUCAAUUACAACUCGAAUUCUUAGCUCGGCAGAAUAGCGAGGUUGCCCUCUUUGAAGACAUUGAGAGCCUGUCAGAAGUAUUCUGGAGCGAGUACUCGAAGCGAGAUGACCGGGCUCAACUUCAGCAAGAUGACCUCACGUAUAUAGUUGAUCAUCACACAAUCAAUCCUUUUUACAUCCACUCGUUUUCGUUACGGUCUUACAACAUCGAGGGCGAAAGGCAAUGGGCAGUUGUGCAAAUAUUGGCGAUGCUGGAAGCAAUAUUGUGGAAACGAUCGAAUUUUUUGCACGCAAACACUCUUAGUAAUGAAAACGCCGAACAUCCACACAAGAAACAACGGAAAGAUACAGGGUCCAGUAGACUACGUUAUAGGCUGCACUCCGUUGAUCGUUCUACACAAUUCACAGCGUUGCAGAUGAUUCCUUUUUUUGUCUCGGACAUUUCUAUCACAGCUGAAGAAAUAUAUGAUGUCCACUCUGAAUUGAUCAUUCUUAUUACAAGCAAGAAUAGCAAGUUAUCGACUUGGGCCAUGAUAGCCUGUGCAAGUCUAGCCGCUAAAGCUAUUCCUACUAAUGAUUCUUUCGAUACUCUUUGGAAACAGACAUGGCAAGUCGCAGUUCGAUCUGGCGACAUCAGUGAUGUGGUUACAACUGCAGAUGUGAAUGGUCCGGCGGUUCUCGUUGACUCUUCGCUUGUUCUGAUGACAGCCCUUUUGCAACUUCGUAAUCAUCACAUCCCCAGCGCUAGUCAUGCGACCAACAACCACGUCAUUCGUUGGAUGUUAUCUCGCUGGUUUCCUGCCGAUGCAAACUUUAUCUCAUCAUAUUCCAUGCAUAUUUCUCCGCUGAACAUGGCGAAUGUUAUACGAACAACUUGCGGGGAUACUGAAUUAUCAUUCCCGAAAGUUUCUCAAACGAUAUCGGGCCCAAUUGCCGAAACAGUGCUUUUGCUUCGUGAACGUGAGAGUGUAGUAAAAUACCUCCUGUUACUUGACGAUGGUACAGGCAGUUUGAAAAUGGGAAGUAGCCAGAAGACCGUCCCACCGAAAUCCAAUGGUGUACUUAGAGACUCUACAAGUACUCUUGCCACAACGAAACUUGUAACCGAACUGUUUUACUCGAAGUUAGAGGAGGUUGAGAGCUUAUGCAACGCUUGGGCUAAGAAGACAGAAGGCGCCGGCCAUAUCACACCAGAAAAGCUUCAGAGCGUGAUUUCAUGCUUGCUACUUGGAGCUCUAGUAUUGCCGCGAUUAAAGGAGGUCAACACACGGCAGUCUCAGGAAAUUGAGCAUGUCAUUUUCCGAAUAUUGAGAGUCCUUAUCGAGGUCCUGUCAUCUGCGCCUGAAAGCCAGCCGCUCUAUGAUUGCCUCUUGAGGUUUAUCCGAGCUUAUUUACCAGAAUUCACUAGCAAUUCUCUUGGUCAACUCUCAACAGAAUACACAUAUCUGCAUCAAUUGUUUGCUGAGAUAUCUGUAUCUCUAUAUCGACAACGGCUUGAUCAGCAAUCAUUGGAGGAAGACAGUGACCCAAUGGACAUUGAUGAUGAAUUUGGAUCACAAGGCAAUCGUUCAAAUACUAAUCUGAAUAUGGCCGAAACACCUAGGAGAGAGUCGCUAGUAGUGCUUCAGGCUUCGUCAUUCUAUAUCGAUACCACACAGCGACUCCAUUUCCUUCAACAACUCCAAGAAGACAACAACCGCAUUGGAUUUAUUCCGACAUCAUUCCUUGACUCGUUUCUCCUAUUAACAGAUAGAGAAAUUGUAUCAUGUCGGUGUUUUAUGAGAGAGCUGUUCAGUUCAGAUUUAAUUAUUAGUCCCGAUGAUGCCCAGAAUGUUGUCGAGAGACUCGGCGCGUUGAUUGGACAAUCCACAUUUUCAUCAUGUGAAGUAGCUCUGAACAUCUGUCUCGACUUGAUGGAAGGCUUCAUAGAAAUGUGGUGUAGUGGUGAUGAUGAAUUAUCCUCUCCAGUGGGGGAUUUGUACAGGCACUAUCUCAACAAAGGACUAUCACACAACCUCCUCUCGCCCAGUGUUCAAGUAACAUUAUCACGUCUGUUACUUCGACUGGCUCAAGUGGGUGAGAACUUCCCUGAGACAGUAGCUAUGGGUCCUCCAAAUACCUCGCUCUUGCGUAUCUUAGAAAAUAGCCCCUUAACAGUCAAGUUCUAUAUAGGGGCUCGCCUUCCAAGCAUGUUCAGUCGCUAUAUUCUGAAGACCCACGAAGAAAUGUUUGUUGACAUCCUUGAGAACCUUCCAACAAGCAAUACGUUUCUGGAAGGCAUUGCACUACGACUCUUUGUGCUCGGGGAGGUAGCACGAGAAUGGCCCACGCUACUACGAAGAGGCAUAUAUCAUAUCUUUGAAACCCCUGGCAAGGUCCCCCAUUCAAAAAAGCAUGCUGCUUACUGCCUCAAGAGGGUUGCCGCUACGCUCAAGCUCGAUGGUCCGAUGCAGCUUUUCGAUUUAUUCGCUUCGCAGCUUCUAUACACGUGGCUCGAUGAGGGAGCUGUCGAAGAUAUUCCAUUUGAAAUAUUCGGGUUUCCCAGCCUCGAGGCCCUCCUUCGCCGGUCCCAAACUAACGUUGUGGCUCUAAUGGUCAUGCGUGCCCAGGAUGAGGCACUGAUGAGACUUGCUACAGCUCUCAGCACAACACCAGCGCAGCUUGUACAAUGUAACUUCUCGAAGACACUUGCAUAUAGUGUGGCCCAUGAUAUUAGCAUGUCGAAAGGAGAGCAGAGUCAGAGCGGAGAAAGUCGGCUUAGGAAGCUUCUGGGGAGGGAGAAUUUCCUGGAGAGCGUAUAUCUUAAUUUUGCAGACAUCAUUGGGACGUUUGUGAGCCUUAUUGAUCAAGAAGAUCCCAUUGAGAAGUGGUGGGCGAAGGACGAAAAUUUUCUAUACGCUACUGAAACCAUGGCAAGCAUCAAGCAGUGCGGGCAUUCGGAUGUUUUAUUAGGGGCGAAUCAGCAACCCACCUUUCGUCCAAAGUAUUUGAUGAGGGAGAUUGUACUGCUCUGCAGCCGCACCGAAUAUGAAUCUUCCAGUCUGUGGAGUCCAGCGCUCGUGGUCGCUGUUUCCAGGAAACUUUUCGGCAGUAUACACAAAGCUCUGGGUCCUUUACAUGCAUGCUCUGUUCUCCGGAAGGUCCGAGUAUUGAUGUGCUUGGCUGGCCCUCAUGCCUGGAAUUCUUACCCAUUGGAGAUGCUACUACAUUCUAUACGCCCAUAUAUUGUCGACACUGAGUGUGCAGAUGAUGCGCUUGGGAUGAGCCAAUUCUUACUGGAGAAAGGCUACACUGCUCUUUCGAAAUCGCCAUCUUUUGUUGCGGGAUAUGCUUUAACAACUUUGGCAUCCCUCCGAGUUUUCCUCAAGACAUCGCAGUCUAGCACAACUCAAGAAAGCCAGUUUAAAGCAACAAUGAGCAAGGCCCAAAGGUUUCACUCAUGGUUCGCUAAUUACCUAGACACAUAUGCUUCGAACGCUCUUAAAGAUGAGUCACAGAGAGAUGCAUUCAGGGCCAUUACCGAAUCUGCCGUUCAUGUACGUGCUUCAGGAAACGCGGAACAAGGAACCCAUGAAAGUCGACUGCUUCUGGAGAUAUUGAGAGACGAGCAUAAUGGAACUAGGCUCCUGAGCGCCGCCUCCCGCAAGUUAGCAAUAGAAAUGCUCUGUUGCAACUUUACCAUGCCAACCACAUCAAGCGUAGACAUUAUGCGUUCUGAUGGAGACUGCAAGAUGUUGGCGAAGUCCAUUUGGAGAAGUUGUAAAUCACAGAAUCUUAGUGAUGAAUAUCUGGCCUGGGCGGGGCGGGUCAUCGGUAGGGGUUUCGCUUCAUCCGGCCAUAUUGACAGUGAGCUGCUGCAAGAGUCGCAGCUAUCGAAUUAUCAUCAAGACGCAGGGAGCGAAUCCGCCUCCGAACAAGGACUUCUCAGCCUUCUUCAAGCCCUUACAUCUGACAGCGACUGUAUCAAAGCAGGGCUUGCAGAGUCAGUUUUGAGAACAAUAUGUUCAGAAGCAGCAGCUCAAGGCGACGAUGCACUACUCGUAGCGUGUGAGAAGAUUCUAUCCAAUCAACUUCUUCAGGCUUGCCACUGGCUACCGUAUCGAACACCGCCCUCUGAUAAUUAUCCUGUUGACGAGAUGGAAGAAGAAUCAACCUUUUCUCCGGACUCGAUUCAGAAGCCGAACUGGUCCGAGAAUAUGACAGUGUACCUUGUGCAAAACGCCCCCAAAAGCAUCAUACUAAACGCCUUACCUCCAAUACUCAUGAACGUUGAAGGAUUUGCGAAAGAAGCCUUUCCCUACAUCAUUCACCUCAUCUUAUUAAUCGAGCGCAAAUCUCAGCAAUCAGCAAGGCGUAGACUAUCAGGGGCACUGAAACACUGGUUUCGAACGGACUUGCCCAUAGCCAAAGAUAACGUCAGUCUUCUGAUGAAUGCGAUUCUAUACCUCCGAACACAGCAGCUACCGGGAGAAAAUUCCAUAGCUGAUCGAAUGCAGUGGCUGGAGCUUGAUCUCACCUUAGCAUCUUCAGCUGCAACCAAGUGCGGCAUGUAUAAGACUGCCCUGCUCUUCGUAGAACUAUCUUCAUCUGAGAGUGUUCGCUCUUCUCGACGCUCGUCCGCCAUUCGAUCCCAAGAUUCCACGGAUUUGCUGUUAGAUAUCUUUGAAAACAUUGAUGAUCCAGAUGCGUAUUAUGGGUUAAGCCAAAAUGCAAGCUUAACGAACGUCCUGGCUCGCCUAGAAUAUGAAAAAGACGGGCUGAAGAGUCUAGCAUUCAGAGGAGCACAGUAUGACAGUCAUAUCCGGAGAGGUGACACAGCAGCUGUGGUCGAUAACCGGUCACUCGUAGGCACCCUCGGUAGCUUAGGCCUCUCUGGCAUGUCUUAUGCCUUACUACAAAAUCAGCAAAGUCUCGAUAGCUCCUCUAGUGCCGUUGAUAGCACGUUCGAUACAGCAAGGAAAUUAGAGACUUGGAACCUACCAACAGUCGGCCUCGCUAGUAACCAUUCUGUCACUAUCUAUAAAGCGUACCAGGCCUGGAAUCAAGCCACAGAACUAGAUGUGGUAAAGCGAGUUGUCUGGAGUGGAUUCAGCGACAUUUUGCAAAAUGUAUUGAGAAAUGAAGUCAGUGCGCCUUCACUUCGAGACCAUUUAGGCGGCCUAGCAGUUCUAGCGGAGCUUAAUGAUGCGGUUGACAUAACUAAUUCUAGCGAGCUUGAACAACUCCUUGACACAUUCAGUAGUCGCACUUUUUGGAUGAAGAGCGGACGAUAUGAUGACGUGGGCCGGAUACUGUCUUGCAGGGAAACAACCAUGAAUUUGCUUUCGCAGUUCUCUGUUCGAGGCAAUGUUGCCAAUCUAAACCCUCCCGAGACUCAACUUGUACAAGUCAAGUCGAUGCUGCUAUCUUCCAACAUUCAUAGGUAUCAUCAAGCCUUUCAGGAGUCGCUAAACAUCGCCACAUCUCUUACCCACCUCGUGCAACCCAGUGCAGACCUGGGGCUCAAUAUUGAUUCUGCGGCUAGGAUUGAGGUAGCCAACUCUCUUUGGGAUCAUGGAGAAAUGAUGUCUUCGAUCCGACUACUUCAGCAUAUUGAUGAAGAUACCGACCUUAAGAAGCAAACCAUAGCGGUCAGCCGACCUGAUCUUCUUGCCAAGACCGCACACCAAAUAUCCGUCGCAAGACUUGAAAAGCCAGAUAGCAUACAGAAAAAUUACCUUAAUCCUGCGCUCAAAGAGCUAAAAGGAAAGGCAGACGGUGAAGAAGCCGGUAAAGUAUACCAUCAGUUUGCUAUGUUCUGUGACGAACAGCUACAAAAUCCCGAUAGUCUUGAGGACCUGGCUCGCCUACAACAUCUGAAGCAAGGAAAGAGUGACGAAGUUACCCAGCUUAUGGAGCUAGUUUCCAAUGCAAAGGAUACGCAAUCCAGGACAAGAUUUACAUCUCACCUUAAUAGGGCGAAACAAUGGCUUGGGCUGGAUGAACAGGAACUACGCCGAGUCGAACAAAGUCGGGGUGAAUUCGUGCGUCUCAGCUUAGAGAAUUAUCUCCUGUCACUCAUUGCCUCGGAUGAGUACAACAAUGAUGCGCUUCGGUUUACUGCGCUUUGGCUUGAACGCGCCUCUGAGGGCUACGCGAAUGAAGCUGUGAAAAAGUAUAUAGACAAGGUCCCGACUCGGAAAUUCGCGCCACUCAUGAAUCAAUUAAGCUCUCGUCUCCUGGAUCAGAAUAGCUCUUUCCAAAGACUUCUUAUUGAAUUAGUCUACCGCAUCUGUGUAGAUCAUCCGUACCAUGGGAUGUACCAGAUAUGGUCUGGGACAAGGUCUAAGCACAAGAAAGAAGACGAAGUCGCUCAACUCCGGAAGCAAGCUACUGAAAUUGUGGGAAAGAAACUAUUUCACACAGAAACAGCAGCAAGCACAUGGACAGCAAUCUAUUACACCAGUAAGGCUUAUCAUGCACUAGCUCUUGAGGGCACAUACAAGGGAGGUCAAAAGAUCUCGAUUAGGGAAUCGACCGCUGGAAUGACUCUCACCAGUUCUCUCGCCAAAUACCGCAUUCCCCCGCCUACCAUGCAUAUUGAACUUUCAACUAGUCUCGAUUAUUCCAACGUUCCGUUGGUCACUAAACUCGAGCCUACCAUGACCAUUGCGAGUGGUGUAAGCGCCCCCAAGAUCAUUACAAUUAUAGGAAGCAACGGGGGGCGCUUCAAACAACUGGUUAAAGGUGGUAAUGAUGACCUUCGCCAAGACGCCAUCAUGGAACAAGUUUUUGCUGCAGUCUCAUCUGUCUUAAAAUUGCAUCGUUCAACUCGGCAGCGCAAUCUUGGUAUCAGAACUUACAAAGUCCUGCCUCUUACCUCGGUAUCCGGGCUGAUUGAAUUUGUUCCGAAUACCAUACCUCUCCAUGAUUACCUUAUGCCGGCCCAUGAGCGAUACCACCCCCGGGAUUAUAAAGGCGCACAGUGUCGCCGGGAGAUUUCAAAUGUACAAACGAAGUCAUCUGAAGUACGUCUUGCCACGUACAAGAAAGUCACCGAUCGUUUCCAGCCCGUGAUGCGCUAUUUCUUUAUGCAAUACUUCCCCGAUCCGGAUGACUGGUUUGCUAAGCGAACGGCCUACACUCGCACCACUGCAGCUAUAUCCAUGCUCGGCCACGUCCUCGGACUCGGUGACCGCCACGGGCACAAUAUCCUACUAGACUCGAAGAAUGGUGAGGUUGUGCAUAUUGAUCUGGGAGUAGCAUUUGAGUCCGGUAGAGUGUUGCCUGUUCCCGAACUUGUGCCAUUCCGACUCACACGAGACAUCGUGGAUGGUAUGGGUAUCACCAAGACUGAGGGAGUCUUCCGACGAUGUUGUGAAUUUACUCUGGAUGCCUUACGUGAGGAAACGUACUCGAUCAUGACUAUCCUGGAUGUGCUUCGCUACGAUCCUCUCUACUCGUGGUCAAUCAGCCCAGUGCGUGUAGCCAAAUUACAAGACCCGCGUCGUGAUGAGGCAGGUGACGAUCCAGAAAGCGAAGUUGAUUCGAAAAAGAAAAACAUUAUGAAUAAGAACGGUAUAGUAAACGAGCCUAGCGAAGCGGAUCGUGCUCUUGAGGUUGUACGAAAGAAGCUCAGUAAGACACUCAGCGUUACGGCCACGGUCAAUGACCUCAUCAAUCAGGCGACCGAUGAGAGAAAUUUGGCUGUAUUAUAUUCAGGUUGGGCAGCAUACGCCUAGAGUAUGUAAAUGGCGCGAUAUCUUGUACAUAUAUUAUUGUGAAUAUUAUAGUGGAAUCAUAGUUUAUGUAUUAUACAGCUGUCGACGGACAACUUAUACAAACAAGCAAAUGGUAAAUUGAGAAUGAAAACAGGGUCAUUGGCUUUUCAAAUGAUAUCAUGCAACGUAUCUUUUCCCCCACUAGGACUUCAUUCCCUGGCCCGAGACAUCGAGUUUGGGCUGUUAUUGUUCCUGAACGAAAUCGGCUGCCAAAGGCUAUACUCUUGGCUGGUAAU